Messenger RNA from Leptopilina heterotoma, 5450 nucleotides. RefSeq names its product vitellogenin receptor-like (gene yl). Gene Ontology annotation, molecular function: calcium ion binding; protein binding. The record is from RefSeq and is a predicted model, not a curated record. The coding region runs from base 315 to 5330 and encodes 1671 amino acids. The transcript has 29 exons. Lineage: Eukaryota; Metazoa; Arthropoda; Insecta; Hymenoptera; Figitidae.
GAUCAUUCUCGUUAUUUAUUUUUUCCAUCGAUUUCUCUUUCGGCAAACAAUGAUCGUCGAAUGUCUCUUCAUUAAGAACUUCAUUACAAUUAUCAGCAAUUUGAAUUAAUCCAUCAUAAUUUUGAAUCUAAAUUCGAGGAAGUUGAGAAUGAUUUGAAGAAACGUAAAUUUUAUGGAUUUUCGAGAAAAAGAGGAAAGAAAUAAAUUUUGAGAAAAAUUAAAAUAAAAAAUGGAGAGAUGAUAAAAUUAGAGGAGUGGACAUUUUUCUUUUUUUCAACUUUGUUUCAACACUGAGGAUAACAACUUGUCAGAUUAUGUGUCGAAUGCUUCUUCUGUUAUUGAUUUUAAAUUUAUCAAUAUCAGAAAAUUUCAAUCUAAAAAAUGAGGAAAGAUUUCUAUGUGUAAUAAAACCGGAAAGAUAUUUUCUCUGCGACAAUCGCAAUUGUAUUAGAAGAUUAUACAAAUGUAAUGGUGAAAAUGACUGCGGUGAUAAUUCCGAUGAAAAAGAUUGCGAAGGAUCAAUGUGGUCGCCAAUAUUUCGUAAUUGUACAAAAGAUCAAUUUCAAUGUCGACAUUUUAGAUCUUGCAUACCAAUAAAUGAUUUUUGUAAUAAAGAAGAAGAUUGCGAUGACGGAAGCGAUGAAUAUGAAGGCUGUGAAUCAAUGUUACAACAAAUGCCCUGCUCAGGUUUUAAAUGCGAAAAUGGAUUUUGUAUAAAUAAUAAUUUGCGUUGUGAUGGUAAACAAGAUUGCUCAGAUGGAAGCGAUGAAUCUAAAUGUGUUUUAGCGCCAGUCUGUACUAAAAAUGGAACUUUCAGUCAUUAUUGUGAAGGUAAUUUUAAUUAUUCUGUAUAUGACUGUAAUAAUGAUGAAUAUAUUUUGAGGAUUACUGGUCGUUGUAAUUAUGUUGCUGACCGUGCUGCAUUAUUAUUUUCAACGUGGACAACUAUUAAUUCAUUUCAAUAUAAAUCCAAUUCAACUAUACGAUAUACACACUAUUUAAGUUUACAAUCACCAGGGAUCACUAAUUUAAAUCAUGUCAUUGGUCUUUCUCAUUAUAAAAAUUAUAUUUAUUGGUGUAGUUUUGUAUCAAAUGUUUAUAUGAUUUUUAGACGUGAUCUAAAUAAAUCAGAUUUUGAAAUUAUGGUGUCAGAAGGUAUCCAAACGGCUCAGGAUAUUUCUGUACAUAAUAUCGAUGGGUCUAUUUACAUCGUUGACAGUCACUACCAUCAUAUUUUAUUUUGUCGAGAUGAUGGAUAUUAUUGUAAAGUAAUAAUUUCCGACGGUAAACGAAUACCAAAGGGAAUUGCUCUUGAUGAAUCCAGAUUUUUAAUAUACUGGAGUAGUUGGGGACAGGAUCCUUGUAUAUCAGUAGCUGACAUGAAUGGAGAAAAUAAAAAUGUUUCAGUGAAAGAAAACUUAUUUUGGCCAACUAAAUUGAUUAUUGAUAAAGAAAAUAAUCGAUUAUAUUGGAUUGAUAUUAAAUUGCAAACAAUUGAAUCAAUUAAAUGUGAUGGGACCAAUAGAAAGAUAUUGUUGAAAGAAAUUGUAAAAAAUCCUAUUGCUAUUGCUGUGUUCGAAGGUACUUUGUAUGUUGUCGAUAACAAAAAUAGUACAAUUUAUUCAUGCAACAGAUUUACAGGCAAGAAUUUAAAAGUUGCUCAUGAAUUAAAAGUGUUUAAAGCAAUAACUGAUCUUCAUGUUUUUGAAAAAUCAUUUCAAAGUUCUUUUAAUAGGGAGCAAGUUUGUUCUCAACUUUUUAUUCCACUUUCAUCUAGAGAAUCAAAAAACUAUACCUGCGCUUGUGCCUUUGAUUAUGAAUUAGCAUCUGACAAUAAAACAUGUAUAGCAUCUCCAAAACAUGAACACAUUAUAAUUGCAAAUAAGAAUAAAUUAUUUUCUUAUUAUAAAAAUAUGAUUGGAAAACCAUUGGUCAAAUCAAAUCGAGUCUUCAGUUAUAUUACUCACAUUGCCUACGAUCCAAUUGGAGACAACUUACUUGUGGCCGACCAGCAAACAAAUACAUUGUACAGUUUUAAUUGGAAUUCAGAAAACUUAACAACAAUUUUAGACAUAACAAAUGAAUUUAUAGGAGGCAUGGAUUUUGAUUAUGCUGGUAAUAAUUUAUAUUGGUCGAACACGGAAUUUAAUGUUAUUGAAAUUUACAGUAUGAGGACAAAAAGUCGAUCGGAAAUACCGUUUAUCAAUCAACCCCAUGAAAUUGCUCUUGUACCAGAAAAAGGAAUUAUGUUCGUCGUAUUUGAAAUGAAAUCAAAAGAAUAUGAAAUGAAAUCAAAAGUAUAUGAAAUUAAAAAAUUGGAUAUGUCUGGAAAAGCGGAAAAUGAAGAAUUUCUUCCAACUAGCAGAUUAAUGGGACCAAAAAUAUAUUUGGCUUAUGAUUUUCAAAGUAAUCGUUUAUAUUAUGCCGAUGAGGGUUCAGGUCUAAUUUACAGUAUUUUUUAUUUAGGUUUUAACAAAAAAUUUAUUCUUCAAACUGAGAGAAAACCUACGAGCAUUGCUUUAAUAGGCAAUUUAAUAUACUGGACAGAAAAAAAUACUGAAGAAGUAUUUUCUACUAAUGCAACAAACCCAUGGGUUGAUUUUAAAAAAACAUUAUUAAAUUUCGCUUUCUCUAAAAUGGUUGAUAUUAUGGGAAAUUCGAAUGCCAUGAAAUUGACACAUUUGCAUAAAAGAUUAUUAAAUGAACACGAUUGCAAUCGAAAAACACCUUGUUCACAUAUUUGCAUUACAACUGUUUCAAAUUAUUACAUAUGUGAGUGUCCCUAUGGAAUGAGUUUGAGAGAAGAUGGAAAAACUUGCGAAAUAAGAACAUGUCGAACAGAUGAAUGGAGAUGUGUAAGAACUGGCCACUGCAUUGAAACAAAGAAAAAAUGCAAUGGGAAAGUCGAUUGUCUCGGUGGAGAAGAUGAAAUAAAUUGCAAUUCAAGUAGUGAAUGUUCAAAUUUACAAUUUCGUUGCAAUAGUGGACAGUGUAUUGAUAUUAGAAGCAAAUGUGAUUUUCAAUACGAUUGCCUCGAUGAAUCAGACGAGAAAAAUUGUACGAGAAAAAUUUGUGAUGACGGAGAAUUUCAGUGUCAUGAUAAGAGUAAAUGCAUAAUGAAAUCAUAUGUUUGUAAUGGACACGCCGAUUGUGAGGACAAUUCCGAUGAAUUAAAUUGUAAAAAUUUCACUUGCAAUUCAGAAAGUUUCAAGUGUAAUUCAACAGAUGUGUGUAUUCCAAAAAAUUGGGAAUGUGACGGAGAGAUGGAUUGCUUGGAUGGUUCGGACGAAAGUGAAAAAUGCGGAACACUAAUUUGCUCAUCAAGAAUGUUUCGAUGCGAAAAUGGAAAUUGCAUUGAUAAACUUUUAAUUUGCAAUGGUUACAACGAUUGUGGUGAUAAUUCAGAUGAAAGACGUUGUAUAAAUUUCAAAAAAGUCGAAUCCAUUAAUUGCAACGCCACCGAAUAUAAAUGUAAAAAAAAUGAAACAUGCAUUCCUCUGAAUAUGAGAUGCAAUGGAAAAGUAGAUUGUCCUCAUGGCGAUGAUGAGAAAAAUUGCAUUCACUGCGAAGAAUCAGAAUUUAAAUGUGAAAAUUUACAAUGUAUCGAUUCAUUCAUGGUUUGCGAUAAAAAUGAUGAUUGCGGUGAUAAUUCGGAUGAGAAAAAUUGUGGAAUUACUCGUCAAGUGAAUAAUUCGACUAUAUGUGAAGAAUUUAAAUGUGACGAUGGUGCUUGCAUUUCAUUUAAUAAAGUUUGCAAUGGAAUUUACGACUGUAGUGAUAAAAGCGAUGAGCAAGGACAAUGUGAAUCUUCAUGUAAUACAACGUCUUCAUGUGAACAAAUAUGUAUUAAAUCACCGAAAGGAUCGGUUUGUCAAUGCGCUCAAGGAUAUAAAUUGCAAGAAGAUGAAAAAUCAUGUAAAGACAUUGACGAGUGUUUAUUAAUGGAGGGAACGAAAUUUUGCAGUCAAAUUUGCAUCAAUUCAGUUGGUUCCUAUAAAUGUGAUUGUUACAAGGGUUAUUCACUUCGUAACGAUGGAAUAAAUUGUAAAAGUACAGAUUUAUCAAUGAAAUUUAUCAUAGCCAGUAAUGAGGGUAUAAAAAAUGUUUCCCUCGGUGGAAUUGCAACUGAAAUUAUAGUUCCUGUUAUGAAUGACGAAAUUUCCGGUUUAGAUGUGAAUAUUGCAAAAAAUACAGUUUACUGGAGUAACGAAAAUAUGAAAACUGUUUCGAGAUUUAAUUUAACCACCGGCGAGAGAAAGGAAAUAUUUUUUCAAAAUCCGGAUCGUUUGACAGUAGAUUGGGCAACUGAUAAUGUUUAUAUUUAUAGUAAAACAUCGUCGGCAUCGAUUCAGGUUUGCAAUCUCGAUAAAGGAAUUUGUGCCAAUAUAAUUUCUCUCGAUAAAGUUGGAAAUGUAUUUGCUCUUAUUGUCGAUUCUGUGAAUGGAUGGAUAUUUUGGAGUCACAGUAAGCAAUCAAAUUACAGUAAAUCGGAAAUAUAUCGAGCUGAAUUAACUGGAAUGAAUCAAACUAGUAUUAUAAAAUCAAGAGUGACUAUUGUUUCUGGUCUUGCAAUUGAUCACGAGAGAUCACGACUUUAUUGGUGCGAUAUUCUUUUCAGAGUUAUUGAAAAUUGUGAUUUUGAUGGAAAUGAUCGAAAAUUAGUCUAUGAAGAGGAUGUUUAUCAUCCAAUGCAAUUAAAUAUAUUCGAAGAUCAUUUAUAUUGGUUGUCAGGUAUCAGUGAAAAAAUACAAAAAUGCCCAUUAGUUAAGAGCGAUUUUGAAGAAUGCGAAACUAUUGAUACUGGAAUGUCAGAUAUUCACAAGUUCUUCAUUAUUGUGCAAAAAUCUCGACAACCUUUUGUAAAAAAUAGAUGCGAAGAAAGUGAGUGCGACUACAUGUGCAUUUUAACGAAAGAUAACUCAACUUGUAUCUGUGAAAAUGGACAUCCUGUUAAUGGAAUGCAUAAAUGUACAACUACACAAACGGAAUUAACAAUAAUUAACAAUCAGAAACCAACGAAAUAUUAUUCACAUAGAAAAUACAUUUACAUUGGAAUAAUACCAGUUGUAAUUGUUUUUCUUGGAUUUUUCGUUUAUAAAUUUUAUUUCAAGAGGAAAUUUUCCAACAUUUCCGUUGGAUCAUUAUUGGAACGAUUCAGUAUUAAUAAUAGGACAAAUAACGCAAAUUCAUCUCAAGAUCGUGAUAGAGAAUUAAGUCUUGUAGGCAGUGAAUUUGAAAAUCCAAUGUUUCAAGAUGAAUUAUCACCAUCUCUUCCGAGAAGUAACGUAGAUAUUGAUAACGAGGGGAGAAGUCUAAUUAAUAGAUCGUAAUUGGUAUCAAAAAAUUUUGAUAUUUUGAUAUUACUUUUUUAUUAGACAUUAUUUUUUUUUUUUUUUUGAAAUCCCACCUACACCAAAUAUGAAUUAAUUUUCUUUUUCAACGACUCAGCA